Molecule: messenger RNA, 1725 nt
Organism: Effrenium voratum
Lineage: Eukaryota; Dinophyceae; Suessiales; Symbiodiniaceae
Source: the annotation of a GenBank genome assembly
AUGAAAGGACGCGCCAGAGCGCCUCGCGAAGAGCCGUGGAUUCCAGGCCCAAGAGACUGGGCCUUUUGCUGUCUCUAUGCGGCGACCCUUUGCUCGGCCACCGCAGUCUUCAUCGGCUCGGUGCUCUUGGACGGUGACGGGCGUGACGGGCCGGUGCCCAGGCCGGAACCUCAGCUCGCGCCAGCUGCAGCGGCGCCACAAGCGGCAACGGCGCCCGCACCUCGAGCGCCCUCAGAGCUGCUGCCCAGGGCGGUGUGGCCAAAGGUCAGCGAGACGCCAAGGCCGAGUUUGGCCUCGGUCCAGUUGUGGAGUCAAAGUCCACCGAGCCCAUCAAUCCUGUCAAGUCCGUCAAGUCCAUCAAAUUGCGUAGCUGAAAUUCCACUGCUGGCUGCCAAGCUGUCAGCUGGACUGGAGAAUGUUAGUGCUCGUCGAGCCUUGGAGCUCGCGGCAGAUGCGUGGAAGAGGUUAUUGACGGGUAAGAUCCAGGUGGAGUACAUGCGGAAGAGGAUGUGCAGCCGUAUGGAGGAUUGGUUCAACACCCUGACCAAGUUCCCAUGGGCGAGGCCACGGAGAGGUCGCUGGGAGGUGACCUCGGUCAUGGUGUGGCCUCAAGCAGCCUAUCUGCACUUCGGCGUGAAGCGAGUGUGGAGCUUGGGUGAGUAUACGCAGUGGGCAGAUCUGUGUGCUGCGUUGGCCACCCUGGGCCUUGAGGUCUUGCUGUGGCCUUUCGAGGGCAAGAAGUGUCCCAACAUAGGUCAUUAUCAGAAUGCUCACAUUAUCUACACCGACUACAACGGGGUUCACGCUGGAAAAGCCGCGGGCAAUCUUCCUCCAGCCGACAAGACCUGGCUGCUGGACACCUUUGGCACGGAUGGAACCGUGGUGGAGCACAGCUUCUUCGGGCGUAUUCCCCCACUCACGGACUACCCACUGCAUCGCUUCCUCACGUUGGUCCCCGGCUUCAGCGCCCGCAAUACCUUCCUGGGUGUGGCGGUGGCUGGCGGAAAGGACGAGGCUCCCCUUCCGGAUCGCCAGUGGCAGUGCGUGUUGUGGAGCAAGGUGCACCCGUGGCUGUCGGAGAAGAAUGGCUUCCCUGCCUACCACUCCCAGCUGCUCCGCGAGUACAGCAAGCACUGCAAAGUCAUCGCCACGAUUGACAGCAAGGACACCUACAAGACAGGUGACCUGAUCAGGUCCUGCUGCCCCGACGUGGAGAUCCGAGGUGUUCUGUCACCACAGGAGUUCCAUGACCUAUUGCGCGGCUCUGCAGUCUACGUGGGUGUAGGCGAGCCACUGAUUGCCCCCUCCUGCUUCGAAGCGCUAAGCCUGGGCACUCACGUGGUACAGCCGCGAUUUCCAGAACCUCGUGUGUUGCGAAACAAGCCGAUCACGCAGAACUGGACAUCGCAGCAUCCCUUCCUGGAGAAGGUGCCUGAGCCUUUCGCCUUUACCAUCGAUCCCUUGGAUGUCGAGGCGAUUGCCUCCACCUUCCGCACCCUGCGCCGGGCCUUUGACUCCGUCUACGCGCGUGGGGACGCCGAGGCCGUGGACCUUCGCAGGUUCUACUCAGCUGGCACUUAUCCCGGAAGGGAGGACUUCUCAAUCCGCGGCUUCUUGAAGCGUGUCGCUGGCACAGUCAGCAACACAAGGACACUGGAAGCUGCUGACUGGGACUGGGAGCGCCAGCAUCAUCCACAGCAGCUGCCGGCCAGAGCAAUGGCUUGA